ACCUUCGUGGACAUUUGUUUUGUAGUUCAUAUUUUGUUGUUAAUGUUCAUAGAGGGAGUAUCACUUCCAGGGAUAAAGCGAGCCACGACAUCUCUCAGUCUCUCUGUGCACGCUCGGUCGGCUUCGGUCAGCUCCAAUCAGCGUUGAGCGCAUGCGCAUCGCAUCAGGAAAUAUCGUCGGUAUUGCAGAUCCUGUAUAUUUGCAUACAGUAUAUUUUCACGAUUGUUUAUCUUGAUUGUUUGUCAUAUUGUCGGCGAAAAUAAUGGAAAAUGAAAAUAAAAUUAUAUUCUUAAUUGUAUAAUCAAUAGGGGAAAUUCUCUGACAGAAAAGUCUAUGUCAAAUUAUUAUAGAACAUAAAUGUCAAAUAUUAUCAUUAUUAAUUUAAUAUUUAGAUUAAUUAAAAUAUGGCCCAUAUUAAUCAAGAUCAAGGAAUAGGAGAACAUGUAGACUUUUUAACAAAAUUUCACAAUAUUUCGAAUAAAUUGAAAAAACGCUUUCUGAGAAAGCCAAACGUCUCAGAGGCAUGCGAUCAAUUUAGUGCCUUAGCCACUGAAUGUGAACAGAAAGAAUUGUGGCAAUAUGCAGGUUUAUGUUGGUUGGCAGCUGCUAGAUGUCAAGGUACUUUAGAAAAUGCCUCUUCUGAGAUAAAUCUGCUGAUAAAAGCAGGAAGACAAUUUCUCAUAGCUGACAAGAAAGAUAACGACAUAGGAUGUCCCUCUAUAGGCCAUGAAAAUAUACAGGCAGCUGUAAAUUGUUUUGGUCAUUCUAUGGCAAGAUGCAGCAGCCAACCAGGAUUUAAUACAAUUUCUGCAGGUCUAUCAGUAGAGUUAGCAUUAGCAUUGGGUCCAGGUCCUGCUGGCAUUCAACAGUUACGGAAAGCAAUUGAUAUAUUUCCCACAUCAAAAGCUAUUAAUACUUUAGUGUCUUUUCAUAUAAGCGAAGGAGAUUAUGUAGCUGCACUACAAAUCCUUAAUGAAUUUGUAGAAUUUGCAGAAGCUUGCAUUGUGGCUGGUGCCAGAGGAAAUUAUAAUGCUAUUCUACAUAGGUGCGAGGUAAUGCGGGUCCUCUUACUACUCAUUCUUCAGCCAUCGCCGCAGAGACUAACACCCUCUCUUGCUCAAGUUCUGGAAAAAUAUGCAUGGGCUGAAGAAAAUGUGAAUAAUAGUCUCAAUAUGAGCGAGGAUGAAUUAUUGUUGCUACAAUCUCUGGUAUUAGCAUGUCAAUCUCACGAUCAUCAAGCAGUAUUGGAACUCGAGAGCGAAUUGUAUCCUUACUUUGACACGGAGCAAAAGGAAUUAUUACAUAAAUUGAUACAAGUAUUAUCGACGCAGUAAAUAUAUAUGACAAUGAGUCCAUGAGACGUGCGAUUAAUUUUUGCCUACAAUUUUAUUCACCAUAGACUCUUCUGUAAUUUUAUGUCCUACUGUAUAGUCUAUCGAGAUAAAAAAUCGGGAUAUAUUCGUCAAGAAAUGAACGUAAAGAAUGCCAAUCGUUUUUCUUUCAUUUUUAUGCGAUUACAUUAUUAUUAUUCGAAACAGGUUCCUGUUUAAGCUAUUGCACAACUGAAAUGACGUUGAUGAGAUGAGCCGCGCUUUUACUAAUCCAGUAAUAAUAGUUGCAAAAAGCGAAUAGGUCGCUUCUUGUGAUCUCGUUCGCAGUAGCAAGAGCGGCGCGCGAUGUGAAAGGAGGAGGAACUUUUUAGAUGGAAUGAACGAUUGCAACGGAGCGCGAGGCUGGAAGGAAGGACGUAGGACGUAUAGUGCGUGCCGGUAUGGCAUCGUGGAGGAGGGGAUGUCUCGCGCGUCCCACGAUAUACUAAGGUCCUCUGUUCCACGACUGCUAUUCAAGACGCAGCCUCGCAGUCAUCGCGCGAAAGUGUCUCCGGAGUCCUUCAGAUCGGAAUAGAUUGUGUUCCAUUAAAUUGUUUAAUCUUAAGUUCUGUAUCGAG
Messenger RNA from Camponotus floridanus (Florida carpenter ant), 1948 nucleotides. Its product is annotated as factor VIII intron 22 protein. NCBI's taxonomy places the organism in Eukaryota, Metazoa, Arthropoda, Insecta, Hymenoptera, Formicidae. The coding region runs from base 405 to 1334 and encodes 309 amino acids. Gene Ontology annotation, cellular component: early endosome. Gene Ontology annotation, molecular function: protein binding. The record is from RefSeq and is a predicted model, not a curated record. Gene Ontology annotation, biological process: vesicle cytoskeletal trafficking. The transcript is spliced from 7 exons.